AUGCCCGGAGAAGGGCAGGGAACCAGUGUAUCCAAUUUGCUGGAGGGCCACUUCAGCGAGGAGGACUCGGCUGCCAGCUUCCAAGAAGCCCUCAUGGCCUGGCGACAAGGCAACAAGGCUCCUGAAGUGACUGCGCCUGAUUCCAAGGCCGGCUCCUUCUGGGCCAGCUUGGGAGACCACGACGUGAACCUCGAGCGUGCAAGCACCCCAGCCAAGUUGCCGGUCGAGAGCCAGGGUGCUGGGACGGCAGACGCUGGACCUGUUGAGGAGAGGCUUUGUUGCUAUCAGUGCUUCAAGCAAUUCUAUGCACAGUAUGCCGUUGAAAGGGCGGAUCCAUCUGGUGCGAGUCCAAAGAGGCUUUGUUCCGAGGUCUGUGGAGAUGCUUGGGCUUCAUCGAUGCAAGCCAAGAUGGAGGCAUUGAAGGAGCGACAGCAGCAACUUCAGCAGAUGCAGGAGAUGCAACGGUCUUUGGACGAGGCCCUGGUGGAUAGGGCUGAUCAUGUUUGA
This is a messenger RNA of Durusdinium trenchii, 507 nucleotides long. The record is from the annotation of a GenBank genome assembly. Lineage: Eukaryota; Dinophyceae; Suessiales; Symbiodiniaceae.